UGCCGCGCUCCGGGGCUCGGUUGGGGCUCGGCGCUGCGGCUCCGCUCCCGCCAUGGCCCCGCACCCCGGGGCGCUGCGCUGGUUCCAGCUGCCGCUCUCCUCGGCCCGCGUCGUGCGCUCGGCGCUCUUCAGCCGCAGCUUCCAGGCCGAGCUCCAGCGCUACCGGCGGCUCCGGGCCGAGAGGCGCCUGCGGGAGCGCUGCCCGACCGCGCCGCCGCCCCCCGCCCCCGCCAGCCCCGCACCGGCCCCGCUCCGCCCGCGGGGCACGGCCCGGGAGCGAGCUGCCAGGUGCCCCAAGGUGCCACACAGCAGCAGGAGGAGCAGAGGGCAGCAGCCUCCUGGCAGCGCUCGGCCCCGUGCCAAGAGGAAGGAGGUGCCCAGCCAGGGCUCUGCUCAGUGCCAGGCAGCGCUGGAAGGUCCCAGGCACAUCCCAGCGGUGGCUGCAGGCACCUCCGGGGGUGACACCAGUGGUGGGCAGAGCAGCACUGCCAGGACAGUGCCACAGCAGGCGGGCAGGAGCUGUGAGGGGCACCAGGUGGGCACUGCCAGGGCAGGGGUGUGUGUCCCAGACAGUGAGGAGGAGGAGGAGGAGCUGAUCCCCCUGCGGGACCUGCUGGCAGGGGCUGAGCCUCCAAGCCCUGCAGGCCACCAGCAGGCUGCGUGCCCGCGGCGGGACCCACUUGCCAACAGCCUGGAUUCACUGCUCCAGGAGAAGAGGGAGCAGAGCCAGGCAGACAGGCUGCAGGCCAGGCUGGCAUGGGAACAGGAUGACACUGGCAGUGCCAGCGAGUCAGAGGAUGAGGACAUCCACCUGCCCGAGGAGCACAGGGAGUUCCUGGCACGCUUCCCCUUGCAGAGCAGCUCCAUCCCCACCCUGCACCCCGGGGAGCCUAUUUUCUAUGCCCACCCAGUGCCCCUGCCCACCCUCGAUGCCAAUGGGCUGCAGCCUCAGAGCUCCCUGGAGAGGCUUUUCCUCCGUUUGUCACCCUCAUGCCAGACAGCUUUGGUCCAUGCCGGUGCCCUCAGCCUGCUCUACCGCUCUGUGCCCACCUGCCCGGUGCCCGUCCUGCGCUGGCUCUUCCAACUGCUGGCUCUGUGCCCAACCCCCAGCGCCACCUCGCGGGCACUCUGGGACGCCUGGCUUGGCACUGAGGGUGAGAAGCCCUGGUGCCCCACGGUGCAGGAGAUCACCCAGGCUGUCACCCACCUCGGUGCCAACCUGAGCCCCCUGCUCCAGCAACGCCUGCUGCCCCCUGAGUUGUGCCCUGCCAAUGCAAGGGGCUUGGAGCCAUCCUGCUUCCCCAGACAGGCCAGCUCUGAUGCCAGCAGCACCCUGGCACUGGUGGCACAGCUCGGUGACAUCUGCAAGUUCCUGGCACUGUGUGUGGUCACCCAGCCGUGCUGCUACAGCGAUGGUGCCCGCCUGGCACUCCUCAUCCUCUUCUCCUUCCUCAGCCUUGCCCGGGCACUGCGCUGCCACCCCCUGCCCGAGCUGCAGCACCUUCUCCAGUGCCUCCUGGAGGGCAUCAGGGACUGGCAGAAGCAGCUGCCUGUCCUGUGCCAGGCCCUGUGCCAGCUUUCACAGCACCACCACAACCUGGUUGCCCUGGUCCAGCUGCUGCCAGAUCUCACAAGCAGGGGCAGGGAGCUGCGCCAGCACUUGAGCCUUCAUGCCAUGGCCCGGCUGCUGGGAGAGCCCCCGGGCACCGUGCCACCCCCUGGGGCACAGGCAAAGCUGGAGGUGCUGAGCAGGCUCCUGGCGCUGGCACAACCAGAUGCCCUGCGACAGCUGGCACUGGCCAGGGGCCUGGAGCAGCCCCAGGAUACUGAGUGGGAGAUCUGUUACUUCAGCUACAGCCUCCUCCUCCUCGCCAGCACUGUGGUGGGCACCGAACAGCCCACAGCCGAGCAGCAGGGUGCCCUGCAGCAGCUGUGUGCCAGGCUGGAGCGGCACUUCAGGUGCAGGCAGCUCAGGGGUGCCCGGCUCUGCGAUGCCCAGCUGGACAGCCUUGCCACCCUGCUCUUCUUCAGGUGGCACAAGAUGCUGGCAUAGGAGGGGCACCUCCUGCUGGCAUGGGUGCCAAUGGGUGCCCCUGGGUGCCCCUGGGUGCCAACAGGUGCCCCCCCCUCGCCCUUCAAUA
Molecule: messenger RNA, 2141 nt
Organism: Pogoniulus pusillus (Red-fronted tinkerbird)
Lineage: Eukaryota; Metazoa; Chordata; Aves; Piciformes; Lybiidae
Gene: FAM178B
Product: family with sequence similarity 178 member B
Exons: 15
Coding region: 53-2053 (666 amino acids)
Biological process (GO): DNA damage response; positive regulation of double-strand break repair; protein localization to site of double-strand break
Cellular component (GO): site of double-strand break; nucleus
Source: RefSeq, a predicted model, not a curated record